UGUCUGUCUCUCUGGAUAUCUAUUUAUCGGUCACCCAGCUGGUGUGUGAUGUGAUUUGAACCAACCAAUGUAGCACACAUACAUAUUAGGCAUGUCAGACAUCACGUGCAUCAACAAUACGUACGUCACGCACCCGAUAUUCAUCGUCACUGCGACACGUUCACAUGAUGGAUGGGCGAGGUAGGUUCCUUCCUUCCCAGCCUUCCAAGAAAGCUCAGCAAAGCGCCUGCCGCUCGCGCGCAACCGACGGCAGAGGGAUUGCUCGAGCUGCCCGAAGGGGUGGGAGGGAGGGGACGGCCACACACCAUCACACACACACACACACACACUUGACAAACCAACCGACCCACCAGUGAGUGAUAUGGGUGCGGUGCCAGAAAACAUCCAUGAUACAUACCAUUACAUCAUUUGUGUGAAAGACGCCCACACACUAUCACGUGCAGGCAGGCAGGCAGGCAGGCGAGCUAAGAGAACAACUAUGUCGGCCGCCACUGUACACGAAACCACACACACCCCGCCACGCUAUGCUACCCUCUCAGGCCAUCCAUCCAUCAGUCUAGCUCCUGAGUGUGUUGCCCUGCAGCACACUUGCCCGGAUCUCCUCACCCAACGCAGACAACGGACCCUGCACACACACACACACACAUGCGUCUCUCUCUGUGUGUGUCUGUGUGUCUGUGUGUGUGUGUCCAUACCUCUUCGUAAGGGUGGAAUACGGUGGUGGUGCCGCGGCCGGUGGCCAAAUCCUUGAGCAUGUCGAAAUACUGAGUCACCAUCACCUGCACAUUCACACACACAUAGAUGGAUGGAUGGAUGGACGGACGUGGUGUGUGGUGUGAAACCCCACCAGGUCGAGGAUCUGCUUGUGGUCCACUCCCGAGUCGCCGCUCUUCUUGAUGUCAUCGAUUUCAUGCUGCAUUCAUCGCACACGCACACACAGGUGUGUGUGUGCAGACAGACAGGCGACGGGAAGUCCUAUGUGUGUUGUGUUUACCUGGAAGUCCUGCACACUGGUUUUUAGGCCCUUGACGAUGGCCGCACGCUGGCGGGCCACACCCCUACCCUGCACACAUCCAGCCAUCCAUCCAUGAGACACACACACGGGUGAAUAGACGCCUUGUGUGUCUUUGGGUGUGUGUCUGCCCAUGUUGAGUGGCGUGCCUGUAGGUAUUUGCUCUCCAUGUCGGCCUCUGCACGCUUGACAGUCUCGAUGUAUGCCGCCUGCACACACACACACUCCCUCCCCCGUCCGCCCCAGAGCAACAGGUAGGUAACAAGUGAUGUACCGCAGCUUUCUCCUCAGCAGCGAUGCGGAGCCGCCUGUUGGCAUUGAUCUCGUUCAUGGCCCCCUUGACACGGUUGUCGGGCGACACGUCGACCACCAAUGCGUGCAGGAUCUGGAAACCUGCACACCAUGGGCACACACACACACACACCAGAGAGAGAGAGAGAGAGGGAGAGGGCCUGCGUGUGGGUGAGGGUGAGACGGAGGUGUGUGUGUUUACUUACCGUAUUCGUCCAUUUGCUUCUGGAGCUCUUCCGAGACCGACUUGGCGAUCUCGUCCUUGCUCUCUGGACAGCCACCAACAGCACAGGCACACACACCAGACAGACAUGAAGCACACAUGUUUCGGCAUCGAUGCCUCUCUCUCUGUGAUGCGAUGCGCACCGAAGACCUCAUCGAGGAACUGUUUCGGGACGGUCGAUCUGACCACGUCGAACACGUAGCUGUUGAUCUGCGCAACGGGGUUGUCCAGUUUGUAGUACGCCUCAUAGACUUUGUCUCCUGAGUGAGUGGAGUGGGCGGCAGAGGGAGAGAGGGAGAGAGGGAAUCAGAUCAGAUGAGAUCAGACCACACACAACCAUACACACACACACACACACAUCCACGCAUCCACCCUGCGCAGUGGCCCUCUGUGUCGGUGCGUGUGCUUCCUUCCUUGCGUACUCAUGACGGCGAACUGCACGGCCACGACCAUCUGCACGAACACAUUGUCGCGCGUCUUGGUCUCGACCUAACACAACGCAACGCAACACACGAACCGAAGCGCCACAUCAACCAAACCACCGCACCACCCCUCCCCUGCCCUCCCGCUGCGCUGCCCCGGUUCUCUCCCUCAGUCACUCACCGCCACGUCGAGCUGCUGCACGCGCAUAUUGACUUUGCCCGCCACGGCGCACACCAACGGCACGCCCACACAGUUGCAGCCGGGAACUGCCUCCUGCACGCACAGCACACAGUGGACGGACACAGCACACGCAUCCAUCCAGUCUUAUGCAUCUGUCUGUGUAUCGCGCGCUGCGCAGAUGGGCACAUCGCAUCCGUGCAGCUGCCUGUCCGUGCACGGGGCAGUGCGACGUCCGUCUGUGUACCCAGCUACCUACCUUGUGGAACUUGCCGCAGCUCUCGACGAGGUAGAUGCUGUCCUGCGGCACACACGCCACGCAACCCAUUGUCUUGUCUUGUGCACGCACGACCGGCUGUCAGAUCUAUCUAUCCACACAAACAAACUAGCGCCCCGUCGGGUACCCGACGCCGUUCUCCCUCAAACCACUGCGAGC
Molecule: messenger RNA, 2562 nt
Organism: Vitrella brassicaformis
Lineage: Eukaryota; Vitrellaceae
Source: the annotation of a GenBank genome assembly